AGAAAUAAGUGGUAGACCGGAAAUUACUCUGAGAAAGCGGAAGAAAGAGAUGGGAAGAGGCUAAGAGUUGGGGUGAGUGAAGAGCUGUUGCUUGUAGGAAAGGAGUGGUACGAGUCGCAGCGGUGGUUUAUGGGAGGGGGGUCGCUGUGAUGCCUUUCAACGAAGUAUCUGGUUUCUGUCCUUAAAAAACAGAAACAAAAAAACCCGCUUAAUUACAGAGAAAUCCAAUUGAAAUUGCGGAAGAUUAACAUAAUCUGGAUCGGGUUGUCGGCGUCGUCUUUUUGAGUGGCAGCUUUUCUGUCUCACAAAAUCCUGAGAUUGGAUUGGAUUGGAGCUGAUGCUGUGAUAUAGCUCUGUCAGCAAAACAAUGACAACUCUUCAGAAUGCAGAAAACAGCUGUGCCACCUCACCUAUCCGUGGACCUGGAGAUGGCAUGGAAACAGAGCAUCCACCUAAAUCUGUUGAAGUAAUCCACACCUCAACCAGUCAUACCCAUCACAGCCCGCACAAGAAAGUACUUCCCUCAUUAAGUCCUGGAGUUCUUCAGCUAGGGAAGAUACAUAGAGAUAAGGCAGUCGAGAUUGAAGCUGUACGAAUACUGGUUCCCAAAGCUGCCAUAAACCAUGCAAUUCCUACCAAAAAUGGAAAGGCAUCCAAGUCUGUAGGACACCAAAGAGAGACGCUCACACUUUCAGAUGGUAUUUCGGAUACAAAGAAAGAGCUAUUGGAGCUAAAAAGUGAAAUAGGAAAGCUCAAGAACUCUGAAAGAAGGCUGCUACAGGAUAAGGAAGGCCUUUCCAACCAGCUCCAUGUACAGACAGAGGUUAAUCGGGAGUUAAAGAAGUUACUUGUUGCUUCUGUUGGGGAUGACCUGCAAUACCAUUUUGAACGCAUGGCACGUGAAAAAAAUCAGCUAAUCCUUGAAAAUGAGGCCUUGGGGCGGAAUGUGUCUCAGCUUUCUGAACAGUUAGAACGGAUGUCCAUACAAUGUGAUGUUUGGCGGAGCAAAUUCCUAGCAAGCAGGGUAAUGACUGACGAGUUGACUAACUCCAGAGCGAUUCUCCAGCGUCAAACCAGAGAUGCACAAAGUGCAAUUCAGGACCUGUUAAAUGAACGUGACCAGUUCUGCCAAGAAAUGAUAGCUACACACAAGUUGAUGGAGGAGUUGCUGGUUUCUCUGCAGUGGGGGAGACAGCAGACGUACUAUCCAAGUGCACAGCCUUGCAGCACAGCAGAGCUAGCUGCUGUUAAUCUUAAAUUGGCUAGAGCAGUGACUUCACACCUUCUUGGAAACACUGAUAGCACUAACAGUCCAAAGAAGGGUUCUUCAGCUACAGAACUCUGCAAUACUCCUGCUGAGAAAAUGGCUGAAAUGGUACUAAGAAUGCUGGAUCCUGGCACCUGUACAGAAGCAUCAUCAGAACUUUCUUUUUCUGAGCCUUCAUCCUCUUCCUUUCUUUCCCCAAAGAAGAAUAUUGGGCGGUUUCACCCAUACACUAGAUAUGAAAACGUCACUUUCAACUGCUGCAAUCACUGUCAGGGAGAACUGAUAGCUCUUUAAGGAGCUUAAAAGACAUAUCAAUUGUUUCUGAAUAUGUUUUCUUUCAGUGACCUGGAUUUACUUUCCUAUGGUUUUGUGUGUUUUUUAAUGGAGUAGGCUUGUUGUACUAGAAAUAUACUUAAAUGGUUUUUUAAGAUCUCGAAGUCUGAUUUAUCUGUGGCUGGGAUCACAAUGCAAUAGAAACAGCAUAGCUUGCUUUCCAAGGCAAACAAAAUGGUUGAAUACUAUACUCUGGUGUAUAUAACCAUUAUAGGCAUAAUUUUCAUAACUGCUUGUGGGGUUUUUCUUCAGAGGGAAGACAAUUCAGACAUGAACAUUUGGAUUUUACUACUUUGAAGAGGGUUAGCACUUGAGUUUAGAACAAUGAGUGCAGUGCUUAACUUAUAAUCUGUACUGUUCUAGCAGUUAUAAUAUGGGCAGGUGCAAACGUUUAAGAGGUCAUAAUUCUGACUGGAAACUGUUCUCCAGACUCAUGAAUGAACAUUUUAAGUAUUGAGUGAGGCUAAACCAACUCUAGAGUGCAUUGGAGUGUUUAUAGCUCUAUACACGUAUCAUUAAAACCAAAGAAUAGCAAUGUAAGUUUAAGGCAAAGAUUGCAGUUGUGCUUUUCAAUGGAUUAUGCAUCCCUAAAGCACAGGCUUUAACAGCCCUUGAAUAAGUGUGCUUAGUAGAUCUUGUAUAUGAAAACUUAUGGUGCUAUUACUGGUGGAAGGGUUACUCUUCCACUUGUACCUUCAAGUAUAAGGCCUGUAUGGCUUGCUUUUAUUUUGCAAAUAGGAGAAGAAUCUGCUGCUAGAUAUAAAGUUUUUCCUUUUAAACAGUCUUAAUUUCUGGGACAAUCAUGUGUAUUACACUGAAGUGCCCUAAACAGACAUACCUACACUGUGUAUGCAUCUACUUGUAUUUGCUUAAUGUCAUAUGGAUGGACUGAGAUGUUACCGUUUAGGCCUACUUGCUCUACAUAAUGACAGUUUUAAAAUAAAUGUCAGUUGCAUACUU
This is a messenger RNA of Hemicordylus capensis (graceful crag lizard), 2560 nucleotides long. RefSeq names its product basic leucine zipper nuclear factor 1 (gene BLZF1). Gene Ontology annotation, biological process: Golgi organization; Golgi to plasma membrane protein transport. NCBI's taxonomy places the organism in Eukaryota, Metazoa, Chordata, Lepidosauria, Squamata, Cordylidae. Bases 368 to 1561 code for a protein of 397 amino acids. Gene Ontology annotation, cellular component: Golgi membrane. The transcript has 8 exons. The record is from RefSeq and is a predicted model, not a curated record.